Aspergillus ruber CBS 135680 is the source of this 1320-nucleotide messenger RNA. RefSeq names its product putative fructosamine-3-kinase. NCBI's taxonomy places the organism in Eukaryota, Fungi, Ascomycota, Eurotiomycetes, Eurotiales, Aspergillaceae. Bases 174 to 1205 code for a protein of 343 amino acids. The transcript has 3 exons. The record is from RefSeq and is a predicted model, not a curated record.
UAAGACUAGAUACUGUCAUCUAUUCGAAUCUAUCUCAAGUCGUCAAUCUCUAAUCUUGUUAUCUGAUCUUUAUCGAUAAGCGGUGGAGAAGCGACGUCAUCGGAAGCGGAUCGAAGAAUUGACGGGUUCGACUCAAUUGGAACAAACCUGUCAUUCUACGUCAAUUCGACAAAAUGGCACCAGUCCCAGCAACACUCCUCCGCGCUCUGUCUCUCCCCGACCCCUCCAAAGCCAGCCUCUCCACCUCAGGCCUAGGCUCCGGCUUCACUAGCACAGGUGCCAUUCGAGCCACAGUCCCCUCCCCAGACAGAAAAAAUGAAGAAGAACGCCGCUACUUCGUCAAAACCUCCUCCGACGGCAAAGCCGCCGAGGAAAUGUUCCGCGGCGAAUACGAAUCCCUCAACGCAAUCGCAACCUCCGUACCGGGUUUCUGUCCGCGAGCUCUCGCCUGGGGACCACUGGAAGAAGAGAAAGGGAAGAGCUUCUUCCUUGCUACAGAGUUUUUGGAUCUGGGUAGUAUGGGAAAACGAACCGGUGCGUCUCUUGCACAAAGACUGGGGAAGUUACAUUCGACGCCUGCGCCUGUUGAUCCGGAGAGUGGGAAGAGGAGGUUUGGGUUCCCGGUUCCGACAUUUUGUGGGGAUACGAAGCAACCUAAUCGGUAUUGUGAUUCGUGGGCAGAUUUUUAUGCUAAUGAGCGGUUGAUGACUAUUCUGGAGGAAUCUGAGAAGAGAAAUGGGCGAGAUGCUGGAUUGAGGGAUCUUGUUGAGCGGACAGCCAAGACAGUUGUGCCCAGGCUACUGGGUGAUGGGCAUUUGGGAUAUAAGGAUGGGAAUGGCGAGGGUAUCACGCCUGUGGUGAUUCACGGGGACCUCUGGAGUGGAAAUGCAGCCAGUGGUAACAUUGUGGGCAGUGGCCGCAAGGACGAUGAAGAGGGUGGAGAAGUUGUCUACGAUCCGUCUGCCGUGUACGGACACAGUGAGUUCGAACUGGGCAUUAUGAAUAUGUUCGGGGGCUUCGGGCCGACGUUCUUUAACGCGUAUCAUAAGAUUGUGCCUAAGACGGAGCCGGUGGGGGAGUAUGAUGAUCGGGUGCGGUUGUAUGAGCUUUAUCACCAUCUAAAUCACCAUGCUAUCUUCGGUGCUGGAUACCGAUCGGGAGCUACUUCAAUUAUGCAGAGGCUGAUUAAGAAGUAUGGAGAGUAACUUGUUCGUAAUGUUGAUAGAUAACGUCAGUUAUAAAACAUUCAAUGAAUUAUCAAUCAGUUACCUUGCAUCCCUGUAAACCAACACCUUCAAUGCUCAAUUAGCAAUAAAACAC